AUGGCCAACUAUCUCGCCUCCAUCUUCGGUACCGAGCAGGACAAGGUCAACUGCUCCUUCUACUAUAAGAUUGGCGCAUGCCGCCACGGCGACCGCUGCUCCCGGAAACACGUCAAGCCGUCAUACUCGCAGACCGUCCUGAUGCCCAACAUGUACCAGAACCCCGCCUAUGACCCCAAGAACAAGAUGAACCCGAGCCAGCUCCAAAACCACUUCGACGCUUUCUACGAGGACGUCUGGUGCGAGAUGUGCAAGUAUGGCGAACUCGAGGAACUUGUCGUGUGCGACAAUAACAAUGAUCACUUGAUCGGCAACGUCUACGCACGGUUCAAAUACGAAGAAGACGCGCAGAAAGCCUGCGAUGCACUGAACUCGCGCUGGUACGCCGCCCGGCCCAUAUAUUGCGAGCUCUCACCCGUGACGGAUUUCCGAGAGGCGUGCUGUCGUCUGAAUAGCGGCGAAGGUUGUGUGCGCGGCGGGUUCUGCAACUUCAUCCACCGCAAAGACCCUGGCCCGGAGCUCGACCGGGACAUGCGACUAUCGACGAAGAAAUGGUUGAAGGAACGGGGCCGUGAUGCACGAAGCGUUACUCGGAGCCCGAGUCCAGAGCCGACCCGGCGGAUGUAUUAG
Penicillium lagena is the source of this 630-nucleotide messenger RNA. Its product is annotated as zinc finger CCCH domain-containing RNA-binding protein. The record is from RefSeq and is a predicted model, not a curated record. The transcript is spliced from 2 exons. Lineage: Eukaryota; Fungi; Ascomycota; Eurotiomycetes; Eurotiales; Aspergillaceae. Gene Ontology annotation, biological process: mRNA splicing, via spliceosome. Gene Ontology annotation, cellular component: U2AF complex; spliceosomal complex. Bases 1 to 630 code for a protein of 209 amino acids. Gene Ontology annotation, molecular function: metal ion binding; pre-mRNA 3'-splice site binding.